AUGGACGGUAGCCAGUCUGCCUUGGUCCACAGCAGUCCUGCUGUUGAGAUAGGACAGUUUGGGGGCCUCAAAGAUGAAGUUGAAGCUCUAAAAAGGGACAAGAAUGUUCUGAUGUUGGAGCUGGUUAGGCUGAGGCAGCAACAACAGUGGACGGACUCUGAGCUCCGGGGACUGGUCCAAAGGGUGAACGUGGCUGAGAGUAGACAGGUUGAGAUGCUGCACCUCUUCAGCAGGUUCCUGCAGAAUCCUGGCCUGCUAUCUCAGAUGUUGCAGGCCGCAAACAAACGGAUGGAAAGGGUGGGUGGCGGCACUUCAGGUCGCAGGAAACGACGCAAUAGGGGCAGCGAUGUGACAAUGGAUGGAGUUGAUGGUGCUGUUGAGAAAGAGGGUGGGACUGAGGAUAACCAGCUUAUUGAGUACAAACCUCCUAGUGCUCCGGGGCAGGACUAUUCGGAUGCUUUGCUCAAUCUGUUGGACACUUUGACACAUGGGACAGCAUUCAAGACGCACAGUCCAAGCCAAAAUUCAAACCCAGGCCACACUGAGUUUGGUCCCAGCAUUCCACUGACAGACGCCCGGCAGGUCGAUCCACUUGCUAGUUUUGCAGACCUUUCAUCCCCAAGUGCAGGUACAGAGCUUGAAAGAGCGGGUCUUGCUCUGGGCAUUCCUGUGGGGCCCUCAUCAAGCACAUCGAACCAACCAAGCGCCCUUGAAGCCAGUGGGGUGGGCCCAUCGAUGUAUUCAGACCUUGCAAACCUGCAGGCUCCUGGUCUGACCAAUGCAUCGGGCUUUCCUUUCACUUCCCUGCCAGGAGGCCAGCCAGAUAUUGUGUUUCCGUCACUGGACAACGACACCAGCGCAUCGGUGUCUGGGGCAGUUGGGGUGCCAAUGGGCCAAGAAGCUUCUAAAGCGAUGGAUCUUGCAAGUGCAGGAAGCAGGACUGCGUUCAAUGCAGAGGAUGGCCAGUCUACAGAGACUCCCACAGAUGGAUACGGGAUGAUCACCCCUUUUACUAUGGGAUCAACUGCACCCAUUUCCGCUGGUUUUGCCCCGCCUAAUGGGCAUGAUCUUUCCAUGGAUUUGCCUGACAGCCUUCCCUCAUUGAAGUCUGCAGAGCUUAUGAUGCUGGAGUCUGAGUCACUGCACAAUUCUUUCCAGAAGGACGACUCUCUGUGGAAGGAGUUUUUGACUACCCCUGAAGAAUCUUGUGGUCUGGAGAGUUUAAAUCUCGAAGACCAGGCAGAGAAUUGA
Ostreobium quekettii is the source of this 1251-nucleotide messenger RNA. The record is from the annotation of a GenBank genome assembly. NCBI's taxonomy places the organism in Eukaryota, Viridiplantae, Chlorophyta, Ulvophyceae, Bryopsidales, Ostreobiaceae.